AUGACUGCUGCUCCUUUCCAACCUACCUUGAAAGCCCCAUCCACUGCACAGCACUCGCAGUUGUCUGCCCUUGCUGGCAACACACCAUCCACCUCGAGAGCCACUUCUGCUGCCCGGCCGCGCAAACCAGCGCGACAAGAGUCCCACAGCAAUGACUUCCUCUCGGACAAUGCGACAGUGUCGCUGAUCCGGCGCAUACUCGUGCCAGACACUCAUGGCACGGACAGAAGCACGCCCGCUCCCAUCGAGGCGUUGUUGCCUCCACUGACGAGCAGCAACGAGGUCGACAUUCAGCUGUACGCCAUCAUUGCUGUUGUGGUGAAAGACUUCAUUAGUCCCUGGUACACCAAGAUCACGCCUGACCAGAGCUUCGUCGAGGAGAUCGUCCAGAUCAUUGCCCACUGCAGUCGUGCGCUCGAGCAGCGACUGCGUCGGGUUGAUGUUGCCCAACUUGCGUUGGACGAAAUCACGGCAUGCCUGGAGAGGCACGUUGCGGCAUACCAUGCAGCGAACGAAUCACAUGCGACUCUUAGCUACAGCCAGCAACCCCAUCACAUCUACCACAGUCUAAAUCCCCACCCAGCCCUCGAUCCGUCCCUCUCGCCCGAAGAUCAGACCCAGGCAGAGCGCACGUACCGCCAACUGCUGGUGACUGGCGCUCUUGCUGUGCUGCUUCCUACUGAAGACGUUCAAAACACAAGCCUGCGCAUUCUGGUCACCGAUAUCAUUGCAGACCUGAUUCUGGGUAGGGCAAUCGAAGACAGACUCUGCCAGCCGUGGUUCCUGCAUGACUCUCUGUCCAAGAUUGUUGCCACCAUCGCCGCACGAAAGCAAGCUAAGGCUACGAGUGAAGGUAUCCAGGCUGAUGCCAGGAGUCGGCUGGAGAAAUUCGGCCUAUUAUCUGCCAAAACCGAUGCUUCGCCCACCGAUUCGUCCCCCCCUCGCCAAUCAAGUAUUGUUGCCGUGUUUUGGAGCAUGCUGCAAUGGGGUUACCUCGCAUUUCUGGCAGUGCGGUUCACCACACUCGGUCUCAUGCAUGCACGGAGACUUCCAGCGCGGACGCGUCUCUCUACGAAACAUGCUCUAUCAGAGCCCAGUGCUAAGCAGACGGACGAUCAUGCGGCUCGCCUGGUGCUGGAGUACAGGAUGUUUCCCGCCACCUCCACCAUUCUGCAUUUGUCCAGACGCAUGCCGUGGGUCGCAGGAGCUUUGGCUUUCUGGGGCCAUGUUUUGACAUCCGGGCGCAACCGUGCCGGAGGUCUGCAUUCGAUUCUCGAUAGAUUCCUCUACCACAACAUACAGACUUACCUAUUUCCGCCAUCUAUCCUCCCAAACAUCCUCCGCAACCUCCGCGCCGUCAUCUUCCCUAACAAUUCUCUCGGACCGCCUGCUCCCCCACCUCCGACGCCAGAAGAAGCCUUAGCAAUCCGCAAAAAGGCCGCCACAGACCUCCUCUCUCUUGUCCCGGACGUUGUCUCGCGCAAGCUCUUCGCGCCACAGGCGCACUCGGCAGUAGAAGCGUAUGAAGUUGCAGUCGAGCAGGUUGAAGCGAUCCUGGACCUGCUGGGUGACAGGAAGAUCAACAAGUACCUGAUCUACGGCAUCCUGGAAUGUAUCGUGACGAGACUGGUACCCGAGAUACUGGAGAAGACGCCGGGCGAGCUGCUGGAGGAGAGGGGUGUUGUCUGGGAUGGCAAGCAGGACGACUGA
Molecule: messenger RNA, 1710 nt
Organism: Cyphellophora europaea CBS 101466
Lineage: Eukaryota; Fungi; Ascomycota; Eurotiomycetes; Chaetothyriales; Cyphellophoraceae
Exons: 3
Coding region: 1-1710 (569 amino acids)
Cellular component (GO): intracellular membrane-bounded organelle
Molecular function (GO): phosphatidylinositol binding
Source: RefSeq, a predicted model, not a curated record